Molecule: messenger RNA, 1992 nt
Organism: Alternaria triticimaculans
Lineage: Eukaryota; Fungi; Ascomycota; Dothideomycetes; Pleosporales; Pleosporaceae
Exons: 3
Coding region: 1-1992 (663 amino acids)
Source: RefSeq, a predicted model, not a curated record
AUGAGACAAUAUGGCCAGCCGCUACGUGAGCCAUUCCCUGUCCAGGAUUUCGAAGACACGCUGAAGAAGUGUGAAAAGACCUUGGAGCCAUACGCUGAACAUCUCGUCGAUAAGAAGAUGACCGUCAAGAAGUUCAUCUUCACGAUCAGAUACAUCGGGAUGGAAAAGGAGAUCGAUGGGCUGAGGAAACAGAUCAGCGGCCAUUACCAAGCGCUGAACAUGUGCAUUUCCUUUCUGCAAUUGCGGCUACAUCUCGAGGCAACCAAGCAGACUCAGCGUCUUCUCGACGCUGCGCCGUCUCGUACAGUAAAUUUAGGCGGCCGCGCUUACUCCACAAACACUCUUGGUGUUCCAAGCAACCGCGCACCACUGGCACUCGCGUCUUCCGACGAACACCCGUUGUUCAGCGAAUGGAAAAUCUUUGAUCGAUGGCUGCAAAGUGAGGACGAACGUGUUGCUCAAGAAGCGGGACUAUCGCGGCCUCUUUCUCUGGGAGACACACCUGCUACGUUUUCUACUGGUGAUGUUCAGACAGCUGCUGUACUAUAUCAUCUGAGACGGCAGGUCGAUGACGCGAUUUUCAUCGAGGAGAAUCGCGCAAAGCGAGCUACGGCGGAGAAACGCUCACACUUGGUCCCAAGCGACGCGAUGAAGCAGCAGGUCCGCAACAUGCCACCAGCUCCAUUGCGAACCUAUACCCUCGAGACAGAUCACUCCGGGAACUUCACCAUGUUUGGCCAAGACAGCUUGAGUGACUCCACGGGCAGCAACCGCCCGACCUUGAGUCUACAGCCAUCGUCUCCAGAUUACUUUGGAUCAGUCGAUUGGUCGCAGUCGCCUAGACCGACAUCGCUUGAGCCUAAUAGGAUACCUUUUAGUUCCACAGUUGCCUGUAGCGAAAGCUCUUCGCCCGCAUCACCGUCGUCAACGGGUACUGCCUCAGAGAAGCCCUUAUCUCCCACUUUGCGGCGCAGUCUCUCGCGUACAUCCCUGGCAACCAUGACAUUAGGAGACGCUGCACUCGACUGGAAGCGAAUAUGUCGCAACGUUCAGGUCGAACGAAAGUCUCUGAAGUACGGAUCCGAAAAUCACGAGUGCGAGGUUCGGUGGCGAUAUCGAGAAGAUACUGGCAUCUCGCUGCGAACAGUCUAUCACUCUAGCCAAGACGGGAAGCUUCGAACAUGGACUGAACAGCACUUUCCUGCUACCGGGCCAGCGAUACCCUUGACUACCACGUAUGUUGACGGUGCAGUGUCUGUCGAUUUUCCGCGCAGCUCGUUCGGGAAACUCAACAGGCAGUAUAUUGACAUCAAGUACACGUUCAUUGGCCACGAAGCAGCAAACAGAUUCCAGACCUUGUUGUACACCAACAACGGUGCCGACUCUGCUAAUCUCGAAUUUGAUCGACCCAUAUCGAGCAUAUCCUCGGAUCACAAUCCGACUGAAUGUCGUGGAAGAAAUUUGCGGCUGUGGCGGCGUACCGAGACGCAUCUAGCCGAUGGUGGGCUCGUUACGUCUGAGGUCUUGAUUCUGCUGUUUUACACGAGCGCAUUGGAAGAGGAUGGGCACUGGGUCGAGGAGCCGCACUACGCAUUCGAAUGGCUCACGGAGUCGGUCUAUAAGAAAGACAGUGACAAGCUUACGCUUCUCUUCUCAAAAGACGCACCGCGUUGGGCGACUGAUAAGGUUUUCAAACGCCGCAAGUCAUCCACACAGACGGAUUCCGAAGCAGCGAAUCCGUCUCGCAAGAAACGCAACGACUCUAUGGAAAUGCUACGGUUUUCUCGAUCAGACAGCGUUACUUCAGGGUCGUUGAGCGGCUCGCCGAUUCCUUUGAAAGAUAUAUCGGGAGGUGGUGGUGGUUUCUCGAGGGCUGCUAAUCUGAACCGGUUUGGGUAUUCGGCGUUAGAGAUCAAGUUCCAGAGCAGGAAGGACAGGAUGGCGUUCUUAGACAUCUGGAAACAGUACGUCAAGCCGCUGAGUGUGUCCUGA